Molecule: messenger RNA, 2562 nt
Organism: Daphnia pulicaria
Lineage: Eukaryota; Metazoa; Arthropoda; Branchiopoda; Diplostraca; Daphniidae
Exons: 3
Coding region: 352-2307 (651 amino acids)
Source: RefSeq, a predicted model, not a curated record
AUGCUAAACUGCUUCAAUAAAGUUUUUCAUGUCACAUGCACACAGAUCCUUCUACUUGCACCGAAUUUUCUUUGAAAACGGCAUGGAAAUCUCAUCUACGAACUUUUGCAACCGGAUGCUAGCAGCCUCGAUGCGUUAUUCGAGACAUCACACUCGCGGUGUGUGAUUCGGAUGCUAUAUGCUGUUGACACCGAUAUCCUCUAGCAAAUAUUCAGCAGAAUAUGAUCAUUCUGACAACUAUUAAGGGUCACACUAUUCGUUUAUUACUAAAAGGCAGUAGCUACGGUUCUCAGAGCUCAUUAAGCUUUUUGCUAUUAACGACGAAAGUUGUCCUCUCUCUUGAAAAUUACAAUGAAAUUCUAUUUCAUUUUACUGCUCGUGUUUUCCUGCUGCAAUUUUUGUUACGCAGAAGAUUCUUCAAAAUUACGUGUGAUUUGCAUUGUCUCGGAUGAAACUGCCCCAAUCACAGAAAAAGAAGAUUUAUCCCUGGAUGAAGUGUGUAGUGAUGUACUCUACAAGACCCCCCUGAAGAAACAGAGUUGGUUCUGGCAAAAUGCAGUUAACGCCUCAGAUCCUGUUUCCAGCUUCCGUCAUCGCCACCCUGCUCUGCGACUUUACGUUUCCGUUCAUGAUUCCUUCUUGGCCACUAUGUCGCUUUCAGAAGCUACUUUUCUUGUUACAUUUUUAAAGAAGAUGAACUCUAGCGGACUCGAUGUCAUCGUCAAUCCUGAAACUAAUUUGGCUGUUUUGUCAUCCGUCCUGCACAAUUAUCAAGAAAUGCUGUCUGAAAACUCAUUUGGCUUAAGCAUCACUGUUGAUAGCCGUGUAGACAUCAGUCAAAUAGCAGAGCAUGGUAUCGAGGGUCUAGUUGACAACAUAUUCUUUGUGCCGAAUACCGUAACUUCAAAAGAUCACGAAGCAAUCAACAUUCCUAGCGUUAACGAAUUAUCAGCAAAUAAGCUAAUGAUUGGAUUAUCAUCAGUUGUAUUCGUCGUUCCCGAAUCGGAGAAGCGAUCUAACAUUCCGUCCUUUUCAGAACUCUGCAGUGGUUCAAAUUUAAACCAAUGGAAACCAAAAAUCCAACCCGAUGAUCAAGUGGUGUGGAAGCAUUCCGAGAAGAAAUGGAAGUUUGCGAUGCAAAUGGGACUGGCAGUCGCCAAUCAAAUGAAGAAAAUUCGUCGCAACAACUCACGAGCUGGAAUUUUGUUAUUUGAUGUACCCUUUAGAUUUGAAGAUAAUCUUAUUUGUUCGAGACAUCGAACUCUUUUUAUAGAUUCUCUACGUGAAGCUGUAGGAAGACACGGUUACGGAACUGGAAGGAGACGAGUGAAACGAGAUCCGACCGAGUCCUUAGCCCUCACGACUAAGCCACAGAUGAAAUUGAUCGGAGAAAGCAGCCAAUUAGGCAAAGUUCUCGUCUUUGCAGUUGGAGACGAAGAUGAACAAUUCAGAAAACAUUACAGAAUUCACGAUGAAGACUCCCUGCUCAAGAGUCCUGUUGAUCACAUCGUUCUGGGAUACGACGAUAGUGGGACGAUUUACGAUAUCUAUCAACCAAUGCCACGAGAAAUCAGUCAAGCGUCUAUUUUAAAUACUAUUCAUCGAUAUUAUGUGGACAAGAUUUUAGGAGGCGGCGGCGGAAAUGUUUUUGGCGCAGUUCAACUCCAUCCUCCUAAUAUACUCGUCUACCCAGAGGCAUCUGGAAAUCACCCUGUUCCGAUUCUGGUUACGUGGGUUCGUGUUGGCAGUCCCGUUGCGCGUCUGACGCCACGCAAGAUGCGGAAGCAGUCUUCAACGACAUCGUCUACGACGUCCAUACCAAGUACCACUCAGAGGAUGGGCGCUGAUAGUCAAAAUCCCUUCCAGCAACGUUAUUUUCCCGCCGGCUUGAUGGAGAUUUUAAAUUUGAAAUCCCGUCCAUCUGCAACGACAACAACUCGACAAUCCACUGCAAUGCGUCAAACUACUACAAAACCAUUGGUGCCUAUGAAUCCCCAAGCAAGAGUCAGUGACUCGAUUGAUGCAAGUCUUCAUGUCACAAAGAUAACGCUCCCGGAAAUGAUUCCUUCACCUCAAACAACACCAUCUUCUACUUUGUUGCUCUUGGCUAACGAACAAGAAUCGAAACUACCUAUCACUAAUAGAAUGGCCAGUCAGUCAAAAAGACAGCUACUCUGCAAUGGGGAAUCUGCUAAUUCUUAUUUAUUCUGCAAGACUCAUCGGAAUCGUAGAUUUGUUGACACUCAAUUCAAACGACCAAUUUCCAAAGCGCAAUUUGCAAUGUCGGCAAAAAGCCGAUUUUUCUGACGAGGAAAAGAUUCGUUAGCGAUUAGUUGAAGCGAUGGCCAAUAGUACUAAACGCAAGAGUGAUAUCUACAUACAGACUGUAUGUAGAUGUACUGUUUUUUUAUACAGUACAUUCUGUAAGUGAUAAUUUGGUUAUUCAAACUUGAUUGUCCAUGUACGCGCUUGUGAUACGAGUAGACUACAGCAUAUUAUUUUCGAAUGCAUCAUUUUAUACUGAUGACAAUCUGAAAUACAACAUUUAAAUUGAUAAAUUAA